Sycon ciliatum is the source of this 1240-nucleotide messenger RNA. RefSeq names its product mucin-2-like. The record is from RefSeq and is a predicted model, not a curated record. The transcript is spliced from 5 exons. Bases 188 to 1240 code for a protein of 350 amino acids. Lineage: Eukaryota; Metazoa; Porifera; Calcarea; Leucosolenida; Sycettidae.
CUUUCUUCUACACACAAAACUGAGGCACCAGUCGUUUUUUGUGCUAGCAGAGAAAGCCGUUUUCAUCUUUCGAAUUUUUAGCGUGGACAAGAGAGUUUUCUUUGCUGUUUGUUUCCGAGAAGUCAGUAGUAACGGUGUCCCCGGUUUAUCGGUAGGGAAGCGUGCUUCCCCUGGCGUCGUGGGGCACAUGCAGCACGCCAGAGUGACGUCGAGUCUCGCCGAGAAGAACAGGCGAUGCAGAAGCAGUGAGCGGACCGGGAAAACGCUGAUUAUGGAAGGCGGAACGUGCAGGAGUAUUUGCAGCACUGCCUCCAAACUGCGCCUAAAGCAAGUGAUGAUUCUGUUUCUCCUCAUCAAUGUUGUUAAGCCAACAAGAGGGUCAGCAUGGACUCACUCCCGGACUACGACAGAGUCGUACACCCUUGUUCUUGGUGCAGGUAUCAUUGCAGCUACUACCAGUUGUCUUGCAAACAGUGAGACUGGAAGGGAGAGUGAAACAACAACCAAUCCACCAUCCAUUAUGCCCGAUAGUACACCAACCAGUACACCAACCAGUACACCAACCAGUGCACCACCAACCAAUCCAUCAACCAGUACACCAGGAGACUGUAAGAAACCCCCGAAUCCAACUGGAGGUACAUAUCCAAUAGCUGGUCCUACAACCGUCGGCAGUACCAAGACAAUAACUUGUUCUGUUGACUAUGCCGUCAAUCCUUCUGCAACAACACAAACUAUCACAUGCCAAGCCGGUGGUUCUUGGACGGUGCCUGGUGUGCAACCAUGUCUACGAGACUGUAAGACACCCCCGAAUCUAACUGGAGGUACAUAUCCAAUAGCUGGUUCUACAACAGUCGGCAGUACCAAGACAAUAACUUGUUCUUCUGACUAUGCUGUCAAUCCUUCUGCAACAACACAAACUAUCACAUGCCAAGCCGGUGGAACUUGGACAGUGCCUAGUGUGCCUCCAUGCCUACCAAUGCUCCCAACUGUGACAUACUCCACCAAUUCAACAUCAAUAACUGCACACUUUUCCACCUUUGAAAACAGGACCACAGAUUUCUGUGUGAAAAAUAAUACAUCCGAAGUUGUUCUAUGCAAAAAAACUUUGAAUGUGACGAUAUCAGGUCUCUAUCCAUACACAAACUACUCAGUAUCUUCCAACACAAAAACUGGUCAACUGCCAUCACAGUUUACUGCUGCUGUGAUCGUGAGGACCAGCGCUUCAGGUAAGCCACCUUAG